Messenger RNA from Homo sapiens (human), 5262 nucleotides. RefSeq names its product serine/threonine kinase 32B (gene STK32B). Bases 2133 to 3356 code for a protein of 407 amino acids. The transcript is spliced from 13 exons. Gene Ontology annotation, molecular function: ATP binding; protein kinase activity; protein serine/threonine kinase activity. NCBI's taxonomy places the organism in Eukaryota, Metazoa, Chordata, Mammalia, Primates, Hominidae. The record is from RefSeq and is a predicted model, not a curated record.
GUCCCAUUUUCCAGGUGGGAAAACUGAGGCUCAAGAGUUCCAGCAACUUGCUGGAGGUCACAAAGCUGGAGGCACAUGGGUUGGGAUGAGACUUCAGGCCCUGUCCUCCUGCCAUUCUUCCAUCCCACAGGGCAGGAUGGGUGAGGAGCAGGACUCUUGCAGGCAGAGAUGAGUUGGGGUCCUCAGGCUGCCCAAGAUCAGGCAACAAGCAAGAAGGAACUGUCAAAAGGGAGAAGAUUCUUCCUUAACACUGAACAUGACUUACAUACCAGCAGCCACCAGGCCAGCUGCCAUUGGGAACGCUAUGACCCUCACAGCCAGCCAAUGAAGUGAAUGGGGUUAUUCCCAAUUCCCAGGCGAGGAAACUGAGGGCCUCGGGGGAUGUGAAGCUGGGAAGAGCAGUGGAGCCCUGGAGCUAUGUCUGGACUUUCCUGCCUCCAAAGCUUCCUCCAACAAAGGAGGAAAGGGGAGCAUCCUGGGCAAGCUCCACAUUCCCAGAACAAAACAACCAAAGAUGCAGCCCACAGGGAUGGGUGAACCAGAGCAUGGCAUCCUGGACACAGGGCUGGACUGAGGAUCAACCACAGGGAUGAAGCCCGGCUCCAGCUUGUCCCCACUGUAUUUGCCAGGAGAAAUCCCUUCUCGACCUGGCCUCCAUUCCCUGUCUGUAAACAGGAUAGCAUCACGCUGGGCGAUGUCUGAGGUUCCUUCCAGCCCCAGUGUUUUAUUUAUCUAGUUUCUGGUGGUAAAAGCCCUGGGCAGGGACUGUAAGCUGUGCCUUCCUGUUUUGUAGGUGAGAAUGUGUUCUCUAAACACCUUUAGCAAGAUGACAUAGGGACCGCGGCCUUCGGGCAGAACUGUGUGUGCUUGGAGGUGGCAAGUGGAGGCACAGAUGUGUUUUCUUCUGGGUGAAGGAGUCUCCACACUCCCUCCAUGAUAGUGCCUGGGGCAUGGGCCUCCCUGGCAGAAUAGCUGGCCCCAGCUGGGGACUCUAGGUCUGCUUUAAAAUGCUCUAGGGCUUCUGGAUGUGCUCAAGGAAUGGGCUUAAAUUCAGAGCAGGGAAGAAAAACAAGCCCAUGGACCAAACAAGUCCUGCACCAUUAGAUCAAGGAGACAUUGCUGUGCUGGAAAACAGGAGUCAUUUGUGAGAUAAAUGUACUGCUGGGAGACUUGACCUUGUUCCACCCGCAAUACCGUGUGUGGUUAUUCAUGGGACUUCUUGGGUAAAUCAGCUGAGCUCAGAGCUGCAAAGAGGCUUAUAGGCCUUCCCAUUGAGCAUGAGAAUGAAUGAGUAAGUGGCUGUAGCCAUAAGCUGUCACUGGUACCAACUGAGAUAUGGUGGAUGCUGGGCCCCUGAGGAGUCACAGUCAGUGGGGAGACAAGGAAUGAGGCUGUUGUGCACUGGGCCAGGUGCAAGAGAAUCGCCACCUCUCACUCUACCAAGCCAGGAGUGGGAUGAAUGGGAAGAACACCAGAGGAGAGGGUGCCUCGUGCUGAUUCCCAGGGCAGGUGGAGACAAGGAGAAACAGCCUGUGCCGAGCCCAACACACACAAGCUUGCCUGCCGAGCCCAAUGCAUGCCAGUGUGCAUCCGGGAAUUCUAUCUGCUUUCUGGCCCUCUCCAGGGUUCCUCCGCAUCCUAUGCAUGAUACAUUGACUUGCCUCCUGGCAUCUGUCUCCUUUAAUGACCAUGCCCUUCUCUAGGAGAGAAAGACAGUCUUUCUCAUCUGUUUCUCGGCACCCAGCACGCAGCCAGGUAGAGCGGAUGACCAGUAAGGUGUGGCUGAAUGGACUUGGUGACUACUCGUGUUACUCAGAGAUUAAGGCACAAGCCCACUAAGAAACCUACGCAGGACAGCCUGACGUGGCUCCCCACCAGGGGCUCCCUAUGAGACGCCGCACUGGAUACAGGCUGGUGGACCCCCGCACGUGUGUUCUGUUCUCAAAUGUCUCCUUCACCACGAAUCACCUGCAUCCUCCCACCAGCUCUUUCUCUGCCCCCUUCUGAGGCUCCUUCAGCAGUUGGCUGCUCCGAAUAUUAAAAAUCCAGGCAGGAAUUUGCCCACAAAUCAGAUUUGGGAUUUCCUGAUAGCAGGAGCUGAGCUGGUCAUCUCCGGAUCCCCCAGACCUAGCAUGGAUACUGAAUGGAAUACUUUUAGAAGAUUCAACUUUGACCAUUUUCAGAUUCUGCGGGCCAUUGGUAAAGGGAGUUUUGGAAAGGUAUGCAUCGUGCAGAAGCGAGACACUAAGAAAAUGUAUGCAAUGAAGUACAUGAACAAGCAGAAGUGCAUCGAGAGGGAUGAGGUUCGGAAUGUUUUCCGGGAGCUGCAGAUCAUGCAAGGGCUGGAGCACCCCUUCCUGGUCAAUCUGUGGUACUCCUUCCAGGAUGAGGAGGACAUGUUCAUGGUGGUGGACCUGCUCCUGGGAGGCGACCUGCGCUACCAUCUGCAGCAGAAUGUGCAUUUCACAGAGGGGACUGUGAAACUCUACAUCUGUGAGCUGGCACUGGCCCUGGAGUAUCUUCAGAGGUACCACAUCAUCCACAGAGACAUCAAGCCAGACAAUAUCCUGCUGGAUGAACACGGACAUGUUCACAUUACAGACUUCAACAUAGCGACGGUAGUGAAAGGAGCAGAAAGGGCUUCCUCCAUGGCUGGCACCAAGCCCUACAUGGCUCCAGAAGUAUUCCAGGUGUACAUGGACAGAGGCCCCGGAUACUCGUACCCUGUCGACUGGUGGUCCCUGGGCAUCACAGCCUAUGAGCUGCUGCGGGGCUGGAGGCCGUACGAAAUCCACUCGGUCACGCCCAUCGAUGAAAUCCUCAACAUGUUCAAGGUGGAGCGUGUCCACUACUCCUCCACGUGGUGCAAGGGGAUGGUGGCCCUGCUGAGGAAGCUCCUGACCAAGGAUCCUGAGAGCCGCGUGUCCAGCCUUCAUGACAUACAGAGCGUGCCCUACUUGGCCGACAUGAACUGGGACGCGGUGUUCAAGAAGGCACUGAUGCCCGGCUUUGUGCCCAAUAAAGGGAGGUUGAACUGCGAUCCCACAUUUGAGCUUGAAGAGAUGAUUCUAGAAUCCAAGCCACUUCACAAAAAGAAGAAGCGAUUGGCAAAGAACAGAUCCAGGGAUGGCACAAAGGACAGCUGCCCGCUGAAUGGACACCUGCAGCACUGUUUGGAGACUGUCCGGGAGGAAUUCAUCAUAUUCAACAGAGAGAAGCUCAGGAGGCAGCAGGGACAGGGCAGCCAGCUCUUGGACACCGACAGCCGAGGGGGAGGCCAGGCCCAAAGCAAGCUCCAGGACGGGUGCAACAACAACCUCCUCACCCACACCUGCACCCGUGGCUGCAGCAGCUGAGCCCACACUUGUUGCUGCUCAACAGGACUGCACUCGUCUCUGCCCUGCCCACCCAGAGCCCCUCUUUGUGCCCUGAUGGUCCCUGUCUCACCCCUGAAAACAUCAGAUGCAGAAAAAGCCCUGGACUUGGAGCUGGGAAGCCUGGGUUCUGGUCCCAUCUCCAUGACUGAUUCACGUGUGACCUCAGACAAGUCACGCCCUCUCUGUGCCUCCGUUUUCUGCAUCUGCCAAAGGGGUUAAACACUUCUGCCCCACUUCAAAUUACAAGAUUAUGGGGAGAACCCAAUUAGGUAGGAAACAUGAAAAACCUUUGAUAUUUAUAAAAUCAUUUUUACGUGCAAAAUAUAACCUUAAUAUUUGAAGUGACCCCCAUUCCCCAAAGCAAUCAAACCGUCAUGACUUUGCAAUUUGGCACAUCCUAGCUUGUUAGAGGGCACUUCCGAAAAACACAGCCCUGACAGCAAAAUAAAGGUCUGAUAUGUUGGCCCCUUCUAUGGAAACAACGCUGCCAAAUCCUGGAGCAAAACCUGAAGUGUCUUCAUGUGCAUUCUCUGGCAGGCCACAGUCCUGAGCUUGUAAGAUGGUGCAGCAUGCAGACCAGACUUGUCCCCAAGGUCUCAGCGCUGCGGUCUCACUCCUCCCCUCAUUUAAGAAGACUAUCCUUACCUUUUAGUUUCAGCAGUCCUCACCACCACCAUAUCCCCAGUGCUGGGAUGGCACACAGGUGUCCAUUCAGAUGAGAGUUGGGUCGCUGAGCAUUGGUUACUCCUGCAGAGUGUAAUCAGCACCCCAUCCAACUGGCCCGAAAGCCCAGACCUGCAGCAGAACUCUCCAACUCUCUAUCAGCUUUCAGGGUUUUCUCUCCUGGGAAGGGUGUAAAAUCAGCUUGUCAGAUUCUUCUUACAGAGAGUAUCCAAUCGGUAUUGGUGGAGCGGCUCCCUAUUUAUACAAUAGGAAGCAUGGGUGCUUAGAAAGUUUAUUUCAGGAGGAAAAUGGGUUCACACAAAAAGCAAACUACAUUCUGGUCUGCUCAGGGAGAAGCUUGCCUUUGAACUGGAAGAUGUUGGGAUGAGCAGGGAAAGCUUAGACUUUGGAGUCAGGUUUGUGUUCAGAAUCCAGCCCUGCUGGCUACUAACUAACUGGGAGACCUUAGGCAAAGCAUGCAAUCGCUCUGAAUGGCAGUUUCCUCAUUUUUAAACAGGGAUAAUAAAACUAAUAUUGCAGGGGAGUUACAGGGUUAAAUAAGAUCCUGUGUGUAACCCCAAGCAUUGGAUGACUCAUAGAAUGGCCUUUUUUGUCAGCAUAAUCGUCAUCAUUAUUUAGAUACUUUCUUCCUUCACUCACCCAGCAGGUCAGUUUUCUGUGCAAACAAACCUGUUUAGGAUUCUUCCAAAUGUUCUUCCUGGGGUCUUUGAUAUUUGUUUGUUACAUCCUGCUGAAGUUCGACUGUGUUUUUAUUUUUUCAUCCAACUUCCAUUUUUCACUUUUUACAUGAUUACUCAAUCCUUGGGGCUGUCCAUGUCAUCUCUUAGAUUUCUUAAAAGACAUUUUAAUGUAUGGUUAGGUUUUAUAUUUUUAUUUUUUAAAAAAGAAAUAGUCAGUGUUUUCCUCCUUUCAACCGAGACUAUUUCUGGAUUGUGUGCUCCUCGUCAGUUGACUUGUUUUGCACACUUUUCUUUACUUCAUGUCCCCAUCAACAACCGUCCUGCUCCCCACCUCCCCCAGGAAAUAAGGGGCCUGCUCCUCUCCCUACUGUGACCCUGGAGGCUCUUAAGAUGAUGAUGGUUUUUUUUAUUGGGCUGAGUUCACGAAUUAGGGGCAGGAGCUGGAAGUCGCCCUAGGAACACCAGAUUUCCUGGUUCUGUUCAAGUUGGCAUUUCUUGUUUGGAAUAAACUAUUUCUUGGA